AUGCCUUACGGAAAGUUACAUGAAUUUGAUAUUCAUGCGGGGGCAAAAUGGGAUUGCUAUGUGCGGCUCGUAGAACAGUUCAUUUUACUAAAUGCGAUCGGGCGUGAGUUACGGGUGGCCACGUUGGUAACGCAUGUCGGCCCCGCCACAUACGAACUUAUGUGUGAUUUGUGUUCGCCGGAUAACCCAGAAGACAAAGAGUUCGAACAGUUGGUGAUGUUAGUUCGAGAGCAUUUAGAACCGAAGAGAUCUGAAAUCGCCGAGCGGCACGUGUUUCGACAACGGCGGCAGGCGGAGACCGAAAACGUGGGCGCGUUUCUUCAAAACCUCGAACAUCUUGCUACACAUUGCAACUUUGGUGCACUGCUGGAAGAGAACAUCAGGGAUCAGUUUGUCUCCGGCUUGCGAAGUGAAGAAAUGCGGUCUCGCCUGUUCGCGGAACCUACGAUAGAUUACAAAAAGGCGGUGGAGUUGGCGCUAGCAUUGGAGGCAGCCGAGAGACACACGGCGGUGGCGGCUUCGAGUAGUGCUGCAGUCGUUGGAGCGCCGGGCUUAGGGAGCUCAGGACUCGGGCAGGGCGGAGACGGCGUGCAUCGCGUGGCGGCGGCGGCCGCGACCGCGAGCGGCUCGCGAACGCUGAGGUCCGCUUGCUGGCGGUGUGGAAGAAGGAACCAUCCGCCAAAUAAAUGCAAAUUUAAAUUCUACACCUGUAAUACUUGUAACCAGUCGGGGCACCUGGCCGUGCGGUGCGGAAAAGGUGCUAAAAAUGGUAAAAGUGAUCAAUACAAAUCUCAAAAUUAUAUUGUGCAAAGUGACAUGGAAAGUGAUGCGAGUGAUGGAUUAUAUCAUUUCUCAGCCGGAACGAACUAUACCGAGCCGAUAUUUUGCAAAGCUCGACCGAUACCCUUAGCGCUGCGCAUACCCGUCGAGCGUGAGUUACGCCGCCUAGAAGAUGAAUCAAUCAUAGUUAAGGUGGAAAGGUCCGAUUAUGGUACACCAAUCGUACCUAUUAUAAAGAGGGAUGGGUCGAUACGCAUAUGCGGCGACUAUAAUAUAACAGUUAAUAAACAAUUAAAAGACUUCCACUUUCCAUUGCCGCGCAUCGAACAGUUAUUCGCAGCACUGAGUGGCGGUGAGCAUUUUACUAAAUAA
This is a messenger RNA of Pararge aegeria (speckled wood butterfly), 1152 nucleotides long. RefSeq lists its product as uncharacterized. The transcript has 2 exons. Lineage: Eukaryota; Metazoa; Arthropoda; Insecta; Lepidoptera; Nymphalidae. Gene Ontology annotation, molecular function: nucleic acid binding; zinc ion binding. Bases 1 to 1152 code for a protein of 383 amino acids. The record is from RefSeq and is a predicted model, not a curated record.